Exophiala mesophila is the source of this 1963-nucleotide messenger RNA. RefSeq lists its product as uncharacterized. Gene Ontology annotation, molecular function: DNA binding; DNA-binding transcription factor activity, RNA polymerase II-specific; zinc ion binding. The record is from RefSeq and is a predicted model, not a curated record. The coding region runs from base 83 to 1963 and encodes 626 amino acids. Lineage: Eukaryota; Fungi; Ascomycota; Eurotiomycetes; Chaetothyriales; Herpotrichiellaceae. The transcript has 3 exons. Gene Ontology annotation, biological process: DNA-templated transcription; regulation of DNA-templated transcription.
CUUGUCUAUUUCGACGUUAAUAUUGCAAUUAAUUACCUGGCUUGAAAAGCAUCAUCACCAUAUUACUCGACAAUACACUCCGAUGAGUCCAACAGAAGCAUUAAAGGCUGAAGCCGGCGACUCGUCAAAGGCCAAGAGUAAUAAUGCUCACGCUUGCGAUGUUUGUCGAGUGAAGAAGAGAAGAUGUGAUCUGAGCACUGGUGUCUUGAGGUGCUCUUAUUGUACCAAGACCAACUCUCAUUGUGAAAUCACACAUGUCAUUAAACCGCGACAGCGGAGGAAGAAGAAAAUGAUGCAGACUCUUGAAGACCGCAUCCACAGUCUCGAAGAAUUGAUUCGAACGGCAAUGGCUCCAGGAGCAGAUGCCCCUCUUCGCGAGACGAAGAACUCAUUGAAUCCAUCUUCGCAGCCGGUAUUUGGCUCCACAGAUGUCAAUUCGACCUCGAUAGAGUCAGCACUUAGGUCUUUGCAGCAAACUUCUGUCGCUCGCAGUCAGCAACAGACAGACCUUCCAGUGCCCGCCGAUAUAUCCGCAAUUCACACCUCGAACGACAUCUCGCAUUACUCUCACGAGAUUGAGAGCUCAGAGAGCACUAGCUGGGAUGAACCGGUGACAGAGUAUGCGGCUACCUCUGUUCGGCACGGGCCUGUACCAACAGAUCUGGACCUGCGACCCAGAGCCAAAGUCUCCAAAGACCGCAUAUGCACUAUGCCUUCACCAGAGGCCGCAUACUUUCUCCUGCAGGAAUAUCUGGUGGAUUUCAACAUGGCGCUCCCGUUGUUCAAUGCCAAGACAAUCUUUGAGCUGUUUCAAGAUUGCUAUAACGGGAGAGCGGAUGGAAAGGUCUUGUCAUGGGUUGCGAUGAAGCUCGUGCUCGCCAUUGCCCAUAGGCUGCGUGCCAUGAGCCCCUUGGGCGUUCCACAGGACCACGAGAUCACUCAGAUCUACCUGAACGACACGCUGGCCCAAAUGCCAGCUAUUGUCAAGGAAAAGCCAUCUCUCUUACUCUGCCAAUGCUAUCUUGGCUUGGUCUUUGUCUUUUUGACUUCAUUUGAUUCACAUCCUGCGGCCAUGUUCGCAUCCACUGCUGUGCGCAUCGCUCAAGACCUGAUGAAGGAUAUCCAAAGUCAGACUUUGCCGGAGCGAAUCCAGCGACAAAGACUUCUAUGGAUUGCAUAUUCACAAGACGCGGACUUGAGCUUGAAGGCUGGCCGCAUACCAACGUUGAAUUCCACCCUUCUUGAGGCCGACCUCCCCUUGGAUGAUUUUUCAGAGGGCGUCGGCGAAGUGCGUGCGACUAGCGGCGAGUUCAGGAUCAACGCUUUCCGACUUCUGGCGGAGAUUUCAUUAAUUGAAACUGAGCUUGCGCGACCCACGCAGGCUUCGAACUUGUUGUCUCUCACCGAUCAUGAGUACAUGGCGUCUUUGCAAGUGACUGAUCUCAAGCUCGAUCACUGGAGGCGCCGAUGGAUAUUUGCAUUGACGCCGCUGAAACUCUACCAACUGCUCCACCGGUCAGAUUUGGUGCAUGUAAUUGUCCUCGAGGCGAGAUACCUUGUUUCUCUAUUCUCCCUACUCGCUCGGAAAGACAGACGCUACCAAGGGAGUCCCAGGCUCUUCUCGGCCGACGGUAUCUUGCAACGCAUCUUGAAGACCAGAUCACCUCAAGUGGUGAGUGAUGCACGGCAUUUCCUUGGGUUGGUGAGCCUGAUCCCAGGAGACGACAUUGCCCUUAAUUGGAUCACACUUGAUUGUAUUACCAGUUCACUUGCUGUAAUCAUAGCCAACACCAUCGAUGAACCUCUAACCGAAGUCGCUGCCCCCGACCUUAAAAUGGCAGAGUCUGUCUUAUUUACUUUGGGUCAGCUGUGCAGCAUUAGUAAAGAUGCCGACCUCGGGGCUGCACACAAAGUCUGCAUUGACCUCUUCUUGCUGGCAAACAGGAGAGCUCCAGCGACAUGA